Messenger RNA from Labrus mixtus (cuckoo wrasse), 2497 nucleotides. It is a transcript of the gene kcnk6, whose product is annotated as potassium channel, subfamily K, member 6. Gene Ontology annotation, biological process: potassium ion transmembrane transport; stabilization of membrane potential. NCBI's taxonomy places the organism in Eukaryota, Metazoa, Chordata, Actinopteri, Labriformes, Labridae. The coding region runs from base 109 to 1068 and encodes 319 amino acids. The record is from RefSeq and is a predicted model, not a curated record. Gene Ontology annotation, molecular function: potassium ion leak channel activity. The transcript has 3 exons. Gene Ontology annotation, cellular component: membrane.
UUCCCACACAGAGAAGAAAAGAGAAGAAAGCAGUCAGAGAGAGUCAGAGAGGGAAGCCCGGGCUGCAGCUCCACUGAUGUUCGUCCAGGAGUAAAAAAAAAAACAGACAUGCAUUCAGCAGGCAAGUCGUGGCUGCUGCUCACAGGCUUCAUUCUCUUUUAUAUCAUCUACCUGCUGUUCGGAGCUCUGGUUUUCUCCAGCAUCGAGCGGCCUGUGGAGGACAAGCUGCGAGAGGACUUGGACGCCUUGAAGCAGGAGUUUCUGAACCAGAGCUGCGUCAACGCCGCGUCCCUGGAGCGCUUUCUGGUUAAAGUGCUGACGGCCAACAAGUACGGCGUCUCCGUCCUCAGAAACUCCUCUUUUAGCUCAAACUGGGACCUGGCUUCCUCCAUGUUCUUCGCCAACACUCUGGUCACCACAGUCGGUUAUGGUCACAACACUCCUCUGUCAGACCCUGGAAAAGUGUUCUCCAUCGUCUACGCCCUGAUCGGAGUCCCCUUCACCAUGCUGGUGCUGACGGCCUGCGUGCAGAGGCUCAUGUACCCUCUGGUCCUCGCUCCCGUUGGCCGCCUGCAGCGUUCGGGCAUGGAGCCCCGGCCCGCCACCGUCCUCCACUUCCUGUUGCUGCUGGUUCUGGUGGUGUUGUUCUUCUUCGUGGCGCCGGCGGCCGUGUUCAGCGCGGUGGAGAUGACCUGGUCUUUCCUGGACGGCAUCUACUUCUGUUUCAUCUCGCUCUGCACCAUCGGGCUGGGGGACUUUGUUCCAGGGACGCAACCUACACAGAAGUACAGAUCCCUGUACCAGGUCUCUGUCAUGGUCUACCUGUUCGUUGGUCUGAUGAUGAUGUACCUCCUGCUACGCACCUUCCACAAAAUGGCCGACCUGCACGGCCUCACCACCCUCCUGCAGCUGCCGCGCUGUGAGGAGACUGACCUGGACGAAGAGAGAGAGCCCAUUGUUGAGAACGGACAAAGAAACCCGACGCCCCCUUUCGUCACAGGAAAAGAAGACAACAGACCCCUGGAGCCGGGAUCACAGCUGACAUACAACACCAUCAACAAAGGCUGAGCUGAGGGGACGCAGAGAAGGAGAAAAAGCAGCUCUACCUCCGUCGACCUAUUGGGCUUGAACUGGUGGUUAAACACCCGGACUGGUUGGGCUGAAUCUGAAUUCUUGUCUUAAUCGUUUCAUUCAUGACAUCUGUUUUGUAAAAGGCGAGCGGAAUGAGGGAUUGAGGCGAGUGUUGAGAUUCAGCCUUUGUGUGUGUGAGCCAACAAACACCUUCCAUCCCUUAAUGCACACCUGAGAGGACUAUCAGAACUGGACUACGGCAACCCACCUAGGCAAAAAGGCACAUGUUGCUUUUCCUCAGCGCUGGUGUAACUGCGGUGUGUUCACAGCUUCAGCGUAGCACAUGAUGGGCUCAGACUUUGGACACCGGUUUGUUGUUUUCAGGUCACUUUGUACUUUGUCUUUUUGUUCCACUGGUUUGGGUUACAAGUUCAGGACUCUAACAAACAUUGUGUUUUAUUGAUCUGGAACGCUAACUGUCAAACCGUCUGCAGUUGCACUUAACCAUCUGAACCUUACCGGACUACUACUGGCGGUUUGAAUUGUUCGACUUCUUCCAGUUAUUUUUCACAUUUGCACAUUUUGACUGAAACCCCCCCCCCCCUUAGAAAACUGUUCAGACCGCCCAGUCAGAAUAAGCGUUGGCUUUUAUUUGUUUUUGCACAACUUGAAUCCAUCUUCCCAAGCGUGCAUGAUCACAGCUGCAGUGCCUUUUAAAAUAGUUCAAACUUGUGUUCACUUCCACAAAGACUAGUUUUAUGAAGAGCUCUGCUGAACACAGCAGACUUUCACUAGAAUGCGUUCUGCAUUACAUCAGAUCCUGUGUGAAAAUAGGGAACUUGUCUGUGUCUGUGUCGGCCUUGAUAAAUAAAGGAACUCCAGACGAGCCUCAGGACAGAGGCUGUUCACCUUCAGUGCCUCCCUCUAGUGUCUACAUGAAGUAUAGCAGCACAUUGUUUCUCCUUUCAAUCGGUCAUUGUAAGGGUUGGAACAGACUGAAGAAUGAAUGGAAACAAUAAAAAAAAAUCUGAGGACCUGAGGUGCUUCUUUAGGGUGAUAAAUCCACCAGAAUAAACCUUUGAAAUGCACUUUAACGUUCACAACAGUUCUUUCCAACUGAGCUGUAGUCGAGUGAAGUGGCUGAUCAUAACCUGAUAUUGUUAAAUAUGUUGUUUGUAUGUAGAUGUAGUUUGAUGUGUAUUCAUGUAGGACCACUGUUCAUUAAAAAAAACAUGUUUGCUGUUAUUUUUCAUCUUAAAGCAUGUCAAACUCAUCUUCACUUUUAGCAGACAAUGCAAAGAAUCAAUGACUGAAUAUAUUUCUGGUUUCCUCAAGGUGCUCUUACACUCCUAAAGUGGGAGAGCAUUCAAGACCUGUACUAACUGCUCACAAGCAUCCACUUUAAAUAAAAUAAUGUGACAUGGUU